Adineta steineri is the source of this 516-nucleotide messenger RNA. The record is from the annotation of a GenBank genome assembly. NCBI's taxonomy places the organism in Eukaryota, Metazoa, Rotifera, Eurotatoria, Adinetida, Adinetidae.
AUGAGUACUACCUACUUCAUAUCACUCGGGAAUACUGGUAGGGAACUGCAAAGUGGUCCCGGUCCCGGUCCCGGUCCCGGUCCCGCGGGACUGGGACCGGGACCGGGACCAAAUUUCUCUAAAUUACCGGGACCGGGACCGGGACCGGGACCAAGACUAAAAUUGUCAGAUAAUUCCUCAAUGUUUUUACCAAGUGCAUCACUGAAAUCUUCAGCAAGUUGCAUCGUUGAUUCCUGCAGUUCUGGUGGUCAAGGUGGCAGUUGUUCAUUAUCAAGCUUAUGUUAUCGUUUUGAUACAUCGAAAAAUAAAACAGUGUGUGCACCUGCAGCAAACUGUUCAUUGUUCGACGCUUGUUCGAGCACAAAAACAUGUGCGUCGAAUAACUCUGUUUGUGUCAUCAACAGCUGCUGUUUAACACCUAUCUGUAUGCCUACUGCUAUGACAGCCGUAUGUUCAUCAAUAAGUAAUGCAACUACGAAUUCGACAAGUUCAGGAACAUCCACAAUAGGUACGUAG